AUGCAUGUUUUCUUCUUCCACGUACAGGCUCCUGAUGGCCAUAUCUUUCUAGAAGCCUUUUCUCCAGUUUACAAGUAUGCACAGGAUUUUUUAGUUGCUAUUGCUGAGCCGGUGUGCAGGCCAACACACAUCCACGAGUACAAGCUGACCGCUUACUCGCUUUAUGCCGCAGUUAGUGUUGGCUUGCAAACAAGCGACAUCACAGAGUAUUUACAAAAACUGAGCAAAACUGGUGUCCCAGAUGGAAUAGUUCAGUUCAUCAAGUUGUGUACUGUCAGCUACGGGAAGGUGAAGCUGGUGCUGAAACACAACAGGUAUUUUGUGGAAAGUACCCACCCUGAUGUCAUUCAGCAGCUUCUGCAAGACCAUGUUAUUAAAGAAUGUCGCCUGAGAAACGCUGAGGGUGAAGAAACCGAGCUCAUUACAGAGACAUUUACCAGUAAAUCAGCGAUUUCCAAAUCCAGUGAAGGAGGCCUGGGUCCAUCAACAUCACAAGGAACAGAUGCUCAGAAUAAGCCAGAUGUCCCAGCAGAUUUAUUUGAAUUUUAUGAACAAAUGGACAAAGAUGAGGAGGAGGAGGAAGAAACACAGACAGUGUCUUUUGAAGUCAAGCAGGAGAUGAUUGAAGAGCUUCAGAAGCGUUGUAUCCAUUUGGAAUACCCCUUGCUGGCAGAAUAUGAUUUCAGAAAUGAUUCGGUGAAUCCUGAUAUUAAUAUAGAUCUGAAACCCACAGCUGUUCUCAGACCCUACCAAGAGAAAAGCCUAAGGAAGAUGUUUGGAAAUGGGCGAGCUAGAUCUGGUGUUAUUGUCUUGCCCUGCGGUGCUGGCAAGUCCCUGGUAGGAGUGACAGCCGCGUGCACUGUCCGCAAGCGGUGUCUGGUGCUCGGCAAUUCCGCAGUGUCCGUGGAGCAGUGGAAAGCCCAGUUCAAGAUGUGGUCCACCAUCGAUGACAGCCAGAUUUGUCGGUUCACUUCAGAUGCCAAAGACAAACCCAUUGGCUGUUCUAUUGCUAUUAGCACAUACUCCAUGUUGGGACACACAACUAAAAGAUCCUGGGAAGCAGAGAGAGUAAUGGAAUGGCUUAAAAGUCAAGAGUGGGGCCUUAUGAUUCUUGAUGAAGUACAUACUAUCCCUGCAAAAAUGUUCAGACGUGUGCUCACUAUAGUACAAGCUCACUGCAAACUGGGACUGACUGCUACCCUGGUCAGAGAAGAUGAUAAAAUUGUUGACCUGAACUUCCUGAUUGGGCCAAAGCUCUAUGAAGCCAACUGGAUGGAGCUGCAGAACAGUGGCUACAUUGCUAAAGUGCAGUGUGCUGAGGUUUGGUGCCCAAUGUCGCCUGAAUUUUAUAGAGAGUACGUGGCUAUCAAGACAAAGAAGCGGAUUCUGCUGUAUACCAUGAACCCAAAUAAAUUCAGAGCCUGCCAGUUUCUGAUAAAGUUUCACGAGCGGCGGAAUGAUAAAAUCAUCGUAUUUGCUGACAACGUGUUUGCACUGAAGGAGUAUGCAAUCAGGCUUGGGAAACCCUACAUAUAUGGUCCUACUGCACAAGGAGAGAGAAUGCAAAUUCUACAGAACUUCAAGCACAAUCCAAAAAUCAACACUAUUUUUAUUUCCAAGGUGGGUGACACAUCCUUUGAUCUCCCAGAAGCCAAUGUCCUCAUUCAGAUUUCGUCCCAUGGUGGGUCUCGAAGACAGGAGGCUCAAAGGCUGGGACGAGUGCUGAGAGCCAAAAAAGGCAUGGUUGCAGAGGAAUACAAUGCCUUUUUUUAUUCUCUUGUAUCACAAGACACUCAGGAAAUGGCAUAUUCCACCAAGCGACAACGAUUUCUUGUAGAUCAAGGUUAUAGUUUCAAGGUGAUAACAAAGCUGGCUGGCAUGGAGGAGGAAGAGCUUUCAUUUUCAUCCAAAGAAGAACAGCAGCAGCUUCUCCAGAAAGUCCUGCAAGCAUCAGACCUAGAUGCUGAGGAGGAAGUAGUAGCUGGAGAAUAUGGUUCCAAGUCAGCUCAGGUGUCCCGCCGCGUGGGCACCAUGAGCUCCAUGUCAGGAGCAGACGACACGGUUUACAUGGAAUACCACUCUUCCCGGAGUAAGGCAUCGGCAAACAAGCACAUCCAUCCGCUGUUCAAGCGCUUCCGGAAAUGA
Molecule: messenger RNA, 2145 nt
Organism: Tinamus guttatus (white-throated tinamou)
Lineage: Eukaryota; Metazoa; Chordata; Aves; Tinamiformes; Tinamidae
Source: RefSeq, a predicted model, not a curated record